Messenger RNA from Tripterygium wilfordii, 1928 nucleotides. RefSeq names its product T-complex protein 1 subunit epsilon-like. Bases 133 to 1740 code for a protein of 535 amino acids. The transcript has 9 exons. The record is from RefSeq and is a predicted model, not a curated record. Lineage: Eukaryota; Viridiplantae; Streptophyta; Magnoliopsida; Celastrales; Celastraceae. Gene Ontology annotation, cellular component: chaperonin-containing T-complex. Gene Ontology annotation, molecular function: ATP-dependent protein folding chaperone; ATP hydrolysis activity; ATP binding. Gene Ontology annotation, biological process: protein folding.
UUUAGUGCUUCUACACUCUUCGUCGCCAUUGGCAUCUAUCGUGCAGUGCCUCUGAAUCUGUUCUUCAAAUCGACAAGGAAGAGGAGAUCGGAAGUGUAAAAGUCCGGCCCCGGCCGAAUACGAGGAGGGAAAAUGGCUUUGGCUUUCGAUGAGUUCGGAAGGCCGUUCAUAAUAAUAAAGGAUCAGGAGCAAAAGACGAGAUUGAGAGGACUCGAUGCGCAGAAGGCCAAUAUUUCUGCAGGGAAAGCGGUGGCUCGCAUCCUCCGCACUUCCCUAGGCCCCAAGGGCAUGGACAAGAUGCUCCAGAGCCCCGACGGCGACGUCACUAUCUCGAAUGAUGGAGCAACAAUCUUGGAGCAGAUGGAUGUUGACAACCAAAUUGCUAAGCUGAUGGUUGAACUAUCCCGAAGUCAGGAUUAUGAAAUUGGUGAUGGUACAACUGGUGUUGUUGUAUUGGCUGGUGGGCUUCUGGAGCAGGCUGAGCGGUUAUUGGAGCGUGGGAUACAUCCAAUUAGGAUUGCAGAGGGCUAUGAGAUGGCUUCUAGAAUAGCCUUUGAACAUUUGGAGCAUAUAUCUGAGAAAUUUGAAUUUGAAUCGUCGAAUCUGGAGCCUUUGAUUCAAACUUGCAUGACUACUUUGUCUUCAAAGAUGGUGAAUCGCAACAAGCGCAGUUUGGCUGAGAUUGCAGUUAACGCAGUUGUUGCUGUUGCAGAUUUAGAGAGGAGGGAUGUUAAUCUGGAUUUAAUCAAGGUUGAAGGGAAAGUAGGGGGUAAGCUGGAAGAUACUGAGCUAAUAUAUGGCAUUGUUGUGGACAAGGAUAUGAGUCAUCCACAGAUGCCAAAGCAGAUUGAAGAUGCAAAAAUUGCCAUCUUGACUUGUCCUUUUGAGCCACCAAAGCCAAAGACAAAGCAUAAGGUGGACAUUGAUACGGUUGAAAAGUUCCAGACUCUACGUCAGCAAGAGCAUAAGUAUUUUGAUGACAUGGUUCAGAAGUGCAAAGAUGUUGGUGCUACAUUGGUGAUCUGUCAAUGGGGAUUUGAUGAUGAGGCCAACCACCUGUUAAUGCAUAGAAACUUACCUGCUGUCCGAUGGGUUGGUGGUGUGGAGUUAGAGCUGAUAGCCAUAGCCACAGGUGGAAGAAUUGUGCCAAGGUUCCAGGAGUUGACCACGGAGAAACUGGGAAAGGCUGGUGUGGUUCGUGAGAAGUCCUUUGGUACCACGAAAGAUAGAAUGCUGUACAUUGAACAUUGUGCAAAUUCAAGGGCUGUGACUAUAUUUAUUCGGGGAGGUAACAAAAUGAUGAUAGAAGAGACAAAGCGAAGUAUCCAUGACGCACUAUGUGUUGCUAGAAAUCUCAUACGCAACAAGUCUAUUGUAUAUGGUGGUGGGUCAGCUGAGAUUGCUUGCUCAAUUGCCGUUGAGGCUGCCUCUGAUAGGCAUCCAGGAGUUGAGCAGUAUGCCAUUAGGGCAUUUGCGGAUGCUCUGGAUUCUGUUCCCAUGGCCCUUGCAGAAAAUAGUGGCCUCCAACCUAUUGAGACAUUAUCUGCUGUUAAAUCUCAGCAAAUCAAGGAGAACAACCCCUACUAUGGAAUAGAUUGCAAUGAUGUUGGUACAAAUGACAUGCGUCGGCAAAACGUCUUCGAGACUUUGAUAGGGAAGCAACAGCAGAUCUUGUUGGCUACACAGGUUGUCAAGAUGAUACUGAAAAUCGAUGAUGUGAUUUCCCCGUCUGAUUUCUAAAUUAGUAGUCUGAUGUGCGUCUUCACGACUAUUACUUGUAGGCCUGAUUUGGGGUGUUUGGAGUUGCAACUUGAAUUUGCUUAUGUGAGCAUUGUUUUUGCUUACGGAUUUUGGUGUGGUUGUUGGACAUGUAAAAUACGAUUGCUCAUCUUUUGUUAAAUUAUCAUGUCUUAGUCUUUGCUCACGGA